AUGGGUUGCGUUAGCUCCAAGAACGCCACUAUUGAAUCACCUGAAUUCGAUGCCGAUGCCUCCUCCUCUGCCUCAACUGCAGCUGGCCGAAGAAAUGGUUCAGACCGCCGUCUGAAUUCCCUAUCUUCAUUGCGUGCAUUUGGUCUGCCGUUGGAGAAGAUUAAGGAGAAAUCUAAGGAAGAGAAGGAGGGGGAACCUGUGAAGAAAAGGCGCAGUCAUGUGGAAUAUUCCGGGAACUUGAGGCCUUUAAUGCGAGAGGCCUCUCAGAACAAGGCUGUUUUCAGCAUUAAAUUUGGGAGGUUGACAGAAAGCGAGCAUGUGGCAGCUGCCUGGCCGGCUUGGCUCUCUGCUGUGGCUGGAGAAGCCGUUGAGGGAUGGCUACCUCUCAGAUCAGACGCAUUCGAGAAAUUAGACAAGAUCGGACAAGGCACUUAUAGCAAUGUUUACCGCGCACGUGAUGUGAAAACUGGUAAGAUUGUUGCCCUGAAGAAGGUACGGUUUGACAAUUUUCAACCAGAAAGCGUGAGAUUUAUGGCGAGAGAAAUUAUGAUUCUGCGCAAACUCGACCAUCCAAAUAUCAUGAAGUUGGAAGGCAUCAUCACUUCCCGAUUAUCAUGUAACAUAUAUCUUGUUUUCGAGUACAUGGAACACGACCUUGCUGGGCUAUUAUCAUGUCCUGAUAUCAAAUUCAGUGAUUCACAGAUCAAGUGCUAUAUGCGGCAACUACUGUGUGGAAUAGAGCAUUGUCACUCCCGAGAUUUUGGGCUCGCAAAUUUUAUGAGAGCAAAGAAUAAGCAACCAUUGACCAGUCGUGUGGUGACUUUGUGGUAUCGCCCUCCUGAACUCCUGCUGGGAUCGACAAAUUAUGGGGAAUCAGUGGACGUAUGGAGUGUAGGUUGUGUUUUUGCUGAACUUUUUAUUGGAAGGCCUCUUCUCAAAGGCAGAACUGAGGUUGAACAAUUGCACAAAAUCUUCAAACUUUGUGGUUCUCCACCUGAUGAUUAUUGGAAAAAAUCAAAACUUCCUCUUGCCUCCAUGUUUAAACCCCAGCAUCCUUAUGAAAGUACACUUCGAGAAAGAUGCAAAGAAUUCCCAAAAAGUGCAUUGAACCUCAUAGAUACAUUUCUUUCCAUUGAACCUUACCGGCGUGGUACUGCUUCUUCUGCUCUUGAAUCUGAGUAUUUCACUACCAAGCCUUAUGCAUGUGAUCCGUCAUGUUUGCCAAAGUAUCCACCGAACAAAGAGAUUGAUGCUAAAUUCCGUGAAGAAGUGCGAAGGAGGAAGGUCAGUGCCAUGUCUAUGAAAAAUCCAAGAAUGCGUAAAACUCAUCAAGAUCCAACUAGUUUUAGCACAUUAAUUCCACAUGAGGUCAUAGAGGCCAAUAUUCAAGUUGGUCGAAGACACCAUGGUGGAGGUUCCCAUGUCUACAGGGGAGGACGAGCUACUAUGUCUCAGAUGUCGGCCAAGGCAUCUUAUGAUACAGUGUCAGAGGCUUCUCAAAUGACAGAGGAAUCUCAAGCAGAUAGUGUUAAAACAGUCCCAGUUCAAAUAACAGCAUCUAGCGGCUUUGCAUGGGCAAAAAGGCGAAAACAGGAAGCCGGAAUGACAAGAUUAGGUUAUCGUACUUCAAGAAGUCACAAUUUGGGUACAUUAGACCUAUCCAAAGUAAUGCAUCCACAAGAUACUUUAGAUGCUGUAGUCCAAGAGUUUGACGAUAUUCCUAGUAAGGUCCAAUCUGACACCAGAGGCCCUGCAGAGAACACCAAGCACGUGACGUUUAAACAAGAAGAAAUCCUGCUCCAUCAACAGGAUUCUUUUGAUCCACCCGAUGCAUAUGAACCUCAAGAAUUAUCAAUGCAUCACAAUAAGUUGAAAGGGAGGAGUGGAUUCUCUGGGCCACUGUUAUAUCCGUCUCAAAGAAAGGAGACGAGUAUGGAUGGUCGACCUUGUCAUGAUGUUCGUAGAUCACGAUUUUCCGAAGGUAAUAAAGAAACGAGCAAUAUGUUUGGCACGUAA
This is a messenger RNA of Fraxinus pennsylvanica, 2016 nucleotides long. The record is from the annotation of a GenBank genome assembly. Lineage: Eukaryota; Viridiplantae; Streptophyta; Magnoliopsida; Lamiales; Oleaceae.